Messenger RNA from Mercenaria mercenaria, 3291 nucleotides. RefSeq lists its product as uncharacterized. Lineage: Eukaryota; Metazoa; Mollusca; Bivalvia; Venerida; Veneridae. Bases 115 to 2262 code for a protein of 715 amino acids. The transcript has 12 exons. The record is from RefSeq and is a predicted model, not a curated record.
GAACCCGGAACAAAAAGAGCUUUAGUUUUUCCCCUCAACAUAGUAAGGUCGGUUUACUAAAUCAGUGUACCGCCAUAACUGUUUUCACAUGUGCAAAUCAGGAAGCAACAGAAAAUGACAGGAUUUUUUAAACAUUUUGGCCUGUGUGCCAUACUUUCUUCAGUACAAGUUUCGGGGACAGAUUUCACUAUUUCAAAGGAUAAAGUUGUGAUUGGAAAUACUGGAACAUUAACACUGAGAUGUGAUGUCACUGAAAACAAGGUUAAGACCAUUUACCUUAUUCAGAUACAGCGAGAAACUGUGCCAGGAUCAGGUAUUUUCGAAUCAGUUGUGCAAAUGGAAAACGUUGGUGCAACGUCUGAAACUCCUACAUUAAAAGUUACAAACAACAAAGACUUCGUUGCUGGAGGCAGUCUUGAUAAGACUACACCUGGAAACACAUACCUGACGGUGAGCAUGAAUAUAAGUAAGUUGGUGUGCAACGAUGCCAGGUCUUACAAAUGUGAACUGUCAUAUAAAGAUACUGCCAAUAGUAUACAAUCAGUGGAAAAGAAUGGUACUUUUUCAGCCUAUGUGUACCCUGAAAUAAGGCAAUUAGAAGGGAAGAGGAAUGAUAUUAUAGUACAGGGAUCGUCAUCUACAGAUCAAGCAGCAUUUAAUGUCGGUGAUGAAUUGGAACUCACUUGCACAGCUACUAUUGGAAGCUUACCAGCAACUACAGUCAGAUGGCGAAAGACUUCUGAAAUGGGACAAACAGACGAAUUUACAGGGUAUCAGCCACAAACAGGGUCAUUUGAUGAGGGCACUGCAAUAAGUGACAAUCAGUGUGGUUAUACCCGAGUAGCAACUAUUAGAUACAACACUACAAAGGCUGAUGCAAACAGGGCUAACAACCUAGCAUUUGAGUGCUAUGUUGCUGUUAGUGGCAAUCCAUACGGAACAACUUAUACAACAAAAAAGAAUCCUCGGUUUUAUGCUGAUGUCAUUAGUGGCAUAGAUUUUUCCUUCCGUAACAAAGAAGUUUUGUUAGGGAGUACAGGAAAUCAAACAUUGACAUGUCAAGUUAAUGAAGAUGGUGUUAACCUCAUCUAUAACAUUAUGAUGUUUAGAGAAACAAAUUCAGGAUCAGGUAUGAUGGAACGUUUUGCAGAGAUUAAUGCAAUUAGAUCAAAAAACCCUAUAUUGACUCAGCAAAUACCAGGUUUUGUUGUUGGAGGGGAAUUGGAUCAGGAUAACCCUAGAAAUACCAAACUUGAAGUGUACAUGGAUGUUGAAAAGUUGACUUGCAGUGAUGCAAGGGAAUACCAAUGUCAGUUGACAUAUUCACAAAGAAGUACUAGGUUUUCAAUAACAGUAGAAAGCAAUGCCACUUUUUCAGGUUAUGUGUUCCCUGCAGUAAAGACAUUAGAAGGGAAGAAGAAUGGUUUUAUAGAACAGGGACCGUCAUCCGAUUAUCGAGCAGCAUUUAAUGUUGGUGAUGUAUUGGAACUUACAUGCACAGCUAAUAUUGGAAGUAAACCAGCAACUACAAUCAGUUGGCUAAAGACUUCUAAAAUGUCAACAAGUGGUGAAUUUAUUGAGUUUCAACCACAAACAGGAUCAUUUGAUGAGGGCACUGCAAUAAGUGACAAUCAGUGUGGUUAUACCCGAGUAGCAACUAUAAGAUACAACACUACAAAGGCUGAUGCAAACAGGGCUAACAACCUAGCAUUUGAGUGCUAUGUUUCUGUUAGUGGAAAUCCAUACGGAACAACUUAUACAACACAAAACAAUCCUCGGUUUUAUGUGGAUGUCAGGGACGAGGGAAUAUCUGACGACAAGGGCAUAUCUGACAAUAAAGUGACUAAACGGGAUUUAACAGCAGGAGCAAUAGGUGGUGUGAUUGUUGCUGUGGUCAUUCUAGGAGUCGGCAUUAUUAUUGUCAUUGUACGAAGAAAAUUAACCACAAACGAAGCACCCAGAACUGGAGUACAAACGGAAAAUAGUUCUAGUGGGAACUACCAAAUACAGUCAAGAACUCAACCAGAAAUGGGACAGAAUGAUCAGUCUUCUAUAAUAGGCAUGUAUGAACAUCUACAAAAUACUGUAGAAAUGGAAAAUAAGUAUGUGUAUGAUUCCCUGAAAGCUGACUCCGAAGGCUCAACCGACAGCAAGGCCCAGUAUAAAAAGCUCCAACAGGCAGUUUGUACACCUCCUACUUACACUUCACUUAGAUCAGCAACACUGAAUAAAGACAGUGAGCGGGCAUACGAAAAUUUAUGAAAGGAAAGAUGUACUGGCGUAGGCCAUGUGUUACCGGAGAACGACACCGAUAGAUUUCCACUGCAUCAUUUCCUCGAAUUUAUAUAUACUAUUUAUAUCUACAAAAAAUUGUGUACAGUACGGAAUAUAUUCACUUUGGCAAGUGUUUAAAGACUCUAAGCUUUAACAUGAUUUUUCUCUACAUCUCCUAAGUGUAGCCAUACCACACCAAACUAAAGAAAAAACAAUGGAAAAAUUAGCAUAGUACUAUUGUGAUGCGAAUCUAUUUUUCAAGUUUGUUUUAAAAAAUAAUAUAUGUAAGACUCAGUUGUUGUCUUCAGACACAAUAUAGGUUCAGCUGUUUUGCUAGUAAUUCAAAUGAACCAUCUUUAUGUCCAAUGUAGAGUUCUAUGAACUACAAAAGUGCCUAAAAAGCAGAACAAAUGCAGACAAAUCAGUUAUUUCAGAGUAUCCAUUUCCAUUCUUAUUAAAUUGAAAGCUUUAUAAUUCAAUAAUGGAUCUAUUUGUUAGAAAGUUGUGAUGUGCUCUUACAGAACACAAUUCACAAGAAACAGUAAUUCCUUCAUAAAUACAGGAUCACAUCAAAUAAUUCAUAAAGUUGCAAUUCUGCAUUCUGUGAAAAGAAAAUGUAUGCUAAGAGUUGUAUCCUUUGUUCCCCACAUUAAAGGCUGAACAGCCCAAAGUUUUCUACUAACAAACCAGAGAACUUCAUUUUACAAAUUCAUUUAUUAAUUGGUAGUGUCCAUUAUUUAUUGACACUUGUCUGCAUAUGAAUACUCCUAACUCAAGAAGAUAUUAUUCAUGGAAACCAUCCAUAUGACUUAGGUUACAACAUGGCAAUAAAACUUCCAUUACAGAUUCCUCACGGGCCUUGAAUAAUCACGCACCCAAAAUUAUUGUAUAAAUCAUGUUUUCUCAUAUAUUUCUGUAUAGAAAGGCAUACAUAAUGUAUAUGUUUUAUAUCUUAAUAGUAUACUGUCCUAUCAUAUUGUACAUAAUGAAGAGACAUAAAUAAACUAUUUGAUUUGA